AUGCAAGGACUUAUCCUCAGGCUGCUACUUUUCUCAGGAAAGUUUUUGUUGACAAAUUCAAAAGUCUUGUUACCAGACUUGAAUGUCACUUGCAUCAUCCAAGAUGACUGUGUCCUGCCAUGCAGCUUUAGACCCACCGGCACAGUGGUAAUCCACUGGUACAAGCAGCAAAUCCCUGUCCACAGCUACUACUACCACAAAGAUCAGUUUGGACUCCAAAACAAGCACUUUAGCGGCAGAACGUCGCUCUUCAACUCCCACAUCCCUCAAGGCAAUGCCUCGCUGCUUCUAAGGAGGGUUAAAGUUCAGGACAAGGGCAGGUACAAGUGCUACACGAGCACACGCAAAGGCAACCAGGAGAUGUUUGUCAACUUGGAGCUAAGAGCUCCCAUCCAGUCGGUAACCAUGGAGAUGAGCGAUGAGAAGGCCACUUGCACCUCUCACAACAUUUACCCCAUGCCGCAGGUAAUGUGGGCAAUGGAGCCCCCCUCAGCUCAGGAGGCUCUGGAAAAUUCCACCAUUAGGACCACAGAUCACAAGGGCCUGUUCACUGUGGAGAGCACGCUGAGAAUUGUGGGUAAUCUAUCCGACCGCACGUAUUUUUGCUCUUUCAUGUCAGCCGACAGAAACCAGGUGUGGACAGCUUCUCGGAAGAACCAAGAAAAUAUAACUCAUGAAGAGGGACACCCACUGUCCAUCUCAUGCAUGGCUCCACACAGUAUUGAGAAUUUCUCCCUCACAUGGACCGUCUCCUCUCUCGCGGAGCAGACUCUGAUCUUAAAAUACGACAACAGAACAGGACACAUGGUCAACCUGUGGGAGGGUCAAGCUGUCCUUGACCAGGACCAGCUUCUGCAAGGAGAUGGGUCUCUCCUGCUCAGCAGGCCAGACAGUAUGGAACACUCUGGAACGUACACCUGUACCUUCUCAGGUUUUCAGAGCAGGCACAUCGUUCAGACCAAGGUCAACAUCACUGUUGCACUAAUAAGUGUGGACGAAAAGAGCCAGCAGAGGUCGUGGUGGAGCACUGCAGCAUCAGCAGCUUUCGUCUUGUUCACAAUUAUUGUAGCUCUCCCUCAGUGUGCUAGACAAAGAGCUGCUCAGCUAGACUAG
Molecule: messenger RNA, 1113 nt
Organism: Gambusia affinis (western mosquitofish)
Lineage: Eukaryota; Metazoa; Chordata; Actinopteri; Cyprinodontiformes; Poeciliidae
Gene: hhla2a.1
Product: HERV-H LTR-associating 2a, tandem duplicate 1
Exons: 6
Coding region: 1-1113 (370 amino acids)
Biological process (GO): positive regulation of T cell proliferation; T cell costimulation; negative regulation of T cell proliferation
Cellular component (GO): external side of plasma membrane
Source: RefSeq, a predicted model, not a curated record